ACCACCAUCCCCACCCUAUCCACCUCCACCUCCACCUCCACCUCCACCCUAUCCCAGAGACUCCAUCAUCACUUGGUAGCUUACUUAACAAUACCUUCACGAGGCUUGUGGGCCCUGCCCACUCAAGCCGAGUGCUAUAAAUUCUCUUAAAAAAUUAUGGUUCAUGAGCGAGCUUUGUUCCAAUUCAAUUCAAUAAAUGGAAGAUCAUCAGUGAUGUUUGGCUGGAAAUGCUCCUCGAUCGACGUUGCAUCUCAAUGAAAAGGAAAGGAGCAUGCACAGCAAUUGAGACGAGCUAGGUGGAGAGUUUCUUACUCAUGUUUGGCUUCUCAUGGUACAUCUGGGUCUUACUUGAUAGAUAGAGUUGUGAUCCAUGAGUUAAUAAUUAUUGGUGUGAGAUUCCAAGUAUGUUAAAUGUGUUCAAAAGUCAUCAUAACUCCUGUGUCUUAGUGCUUUUCUGGAGUCAGCUUUGGCAGCUAUGGAAAUGCUGACUUUGUAUCCAAAUCAUGUUGAUGUCUUCUCCAUAUUUACAAAUACUAAAUCAAGGUCUUGGGGACAUGUGGUUGUUGGAAUUUUGGAUCUUGGAGUUUGUACGUAAUUGGCUCUUAAACACGUACAUGCUGGUAAUACAAGAGAAUAUAUAUAUAUAUAUAUAUAUAUACGGAUUAAAAUAGAAAGUUGGAACCUUCAUAAGACUUUUCAAAGUAAUUACUGCUACUAGUCUAGACUUGGAAGACCAAGACUCUUCGAAGAGCUGUGACAACGGCUGCUGGAGCAUCAACCACUUCGAUCGCCGAUCCACGAGUUUCAGAUUUGACUUUUAAUCUAACAGAAAGCAAUGAAAUUGGUGAAGAUCUAAGGAACUACUACUAGUCUAGACUUGGACGACCAAGAAUCUUGAAGAGCAGUGACGGACGGCUGCUGGAGCAUCUUCGACCCCCGACCAACGAGUGUCAGAUUUAACUGGGAAGGAGAAGGAGAAGAGGACAGCAGACAAUGGGGGUUUAUUCUCAAUCGUUGAGGAAACUGUGGAAGGAGUGGAACGUGCGAACAGUUGUUUUAAUAAGCCUUACAUUUCAAGUAGUUCUGGUAUGUUUUGGGAGUCGUAGAAAGUAUAAUCGUAAGCUAUGGGUCAGAAUUGUGGUUUGGUGUGCAUACUUAGCAGCAGACUCUUUGGCAACUCUUGCUUUGGGUGCAAUCUCAAGCGAACUGCUAGAAACUUAUGACAGUUCUGGCAAAGUGAAUCCGGAUGUUGAGCUACAUGCAUUCUGGGCACCAUUUCUGUUGCUGCACUUGGGUGGCCCUGAUACCAUUACUGCCUAUGCUUUGGAAGACAAUGAGUUGUGGUUGAGGCACCUUCUUGGACUGCUUUUCCAGACAGGAGUCACAGUUUUUGUCUGCGUCCUAGCAUGGACAGGGUCUCGUCUUUCAGUUCUAGCCAUUCUGAUGAUUUUGGUUGGAUUUUUUAAGUAUGGGGAAAGAACAUGGGUACUUUGGUGUUCCAGUAGCGAGCAGCUGGAGAACUUCUGGUCAUUCAAAGUACAUAGGAGAUUGCUUGAUGUUAAUGAUGUUUCUCUUGUUGAGGAGGCUAUAGUUUCUCAAGAAGGUACAACAUUUUUGGCUUCCUUGUUGAUUCCGUUUGACAUGCCUAGAAUAUUAAAUGUAGGACGUGGUAGUUUCGAAUUGGACGACGUACUAGAAGCACCAGCUGAAAUGAUUAGCAAACUAAUUGAAGAAGAACUUGGGUUCAUGUACGAUUUGCUUUACACCAAGGCGAUGGUGGUGUAUACUCCGUGCAGCUUAGCCAUGCGGUUAAUCGGUUUCUUUCUAACUUGCACAGUACUUGUUCUCUUCUCUAUUGGAUUAACUCAAAAGAAUAGUUACUCCAAGGUUGAUCUUGCAAUAACUCUUGUACUGCUAGUUGGAGCUAUUACAAUAGAUCUAUAUGCUGCAUUUGCGCUAUUCUCCUCGAAUUGGAUUACAGCUUUAUUGUAUAUGUAUGGACUGACCCAGAGGAACUCUUGCUACAAAAUCAUUGUUUAUUGCCAAAAGUACUUGAACAAAAGUCCAUCGUGGUCUAACUCAAUUUCUCAAUUCAGUCUGUUACGCUUCUGCUUUGGAGAAAAGCAUGUCAGAUUUGAUUGUGUCCUGAAGCACUUCCCUAGAGUUCAUGGGAAACUGAAGAGACAAAAGCCUAUAACUUACACAAAAGUUACUGAUACUUUGAAGGAACAUAUUAUCCGUAAAGUGCAGCAGAAACAUAACGAAGCUCGAUCUUCUGAAGGUGACAUAUUGCAACUAUUAAUGCAAGUAAAUGUAGACGGUGCACUACAGGAGAACAGUUGUAGUGAAGAACUCAAUCCAUACAAAGGGAGACAGAUCUGGGAGAAUAUCAUUGUCUGGCACAUUGCUACUGAACUUUGCUACUACUUGGAAGAUGCAGAAGCAGCAGCAAACGUUCAACCAAAGCAGCGUGAAAUCAGUCUUCACAUUUCGCAAUAUAUGUUGUCUCUAAUGGUCGUACAUCCCUCCAUGUUGUCCUUAGUAAAUGUGGCUAAGGAUUCAUCAAUGUUAUUUUUUCAGAUAGCCGUCAAAAAAUAUGAAGAAAUGUCUAAAGCCAUUUCACUACCGAUUAGAAAAUCAGACGAUUUCCGUAAAGUUUACAAAGAAUUGCGAUUACACCACCAACCUACAGGAAAUGUCGCUGAUUGCUUUGGAAGUGGAGGAGAAUAUCAUAUUCCUGCAGCGGUUUGGCUUUCAUUAAAAUUGGACGAGAUUUCAGACAAGGAAAUGUCGUUUUAUUUAUUUGUGGGUACACAGAAAUGGAAGAUGAUCAGUGAUGUUUGGCUGGAAAUGCUCCUCCACGUUGCAUUACGAUCGAAAGGAAAUGAUCAUGCACACCAAUUGAGACGAGGUGGAGAGCUUCUUACCCAUGUUUGGCUUCUCACGGUAUAUGCGGAUUGUGGUCCAUCCAUGUUUUGGCUCAUCAGAAUGUAGGAAACUAAAUGGGGAUUAAGCCUCCAUUAAGGGAUGAGAUAUCAAACAAGGAAAUGGUAAAUAGUAAUAUUUCCUAGCCUCUUUCUUUCUUUUCCCCAUUAUUUGCUUGUCUACAUACAUAUUGGAUGCUCACAUCAAUAAACUAUU
This is a messenger RNA of Tripterygium wilfordii, 3141 nucleotides long. RefSeq lists its product as uncharacterized. The record is from RefSeq and is a predicted model, not a curated record. The coding region runs from base 994 to 2994 and encodes 666 amino acids. The transcript is spliced from 7 exons. Lineage: Eukaryota; Viridiplantae; Streptophyta; Magnoliopsida; Celastrales; Celastraceae.